GAGGCUGCAGCUGGGAGUCCGCGGAGCGCCGCCAACUCCCCGCCCCGACCGCUCCGGCCGCCCGGCGCCUGCAAGAUGAGCGGCCGGCCGGGGGGAGCCUCUUCCAGCCGCAGCCGCCGCCGCAGCCGCCGCGGCUCCUCCGGGGCAAGAUGAGCGCUUCUCCGCGGAAGGAGGCGCCGAUCUCCCGCAAGCAGCGGCUGAUGGCCGCGGUCGCGUCCGGGGACGAGUGCGCGGGGGCGGCGGCGGCGGCGGCGGCGAGGAGCCGCUGCUGCCCGCCCGCGCCCGCGUCCCCGGCCGCCGCCGCCGCCUGCCCCUCCUCCGCCGCGGCGCUCUGCUGCUUCAUCUGCGGUGGCGGGAUCAGCCGGGGCAAGGAGCGGCGGCUGCAAGUGCGGGCGCCGCGCGGCCCCCAGCCCUUCUUCCCCUUCCUGCAGCACCAGGAGCCGGCGCCCGGCGCGCGGGAGGUGAGCGCCGAGGGCUGCGCCCUGGUCUGCGCCGUCUGCCGCUGCUUCCUGGCCGAGCAGUGGGACGCCUUCGAGCGGGCGCGGACGCCGGUGGAGAAGCGCAUGUACUGGCUCAAGCGGCCCUACCAGUGCGAGGGCCCCGCGGCGGCGGCGGCGGGAGGGCUGCGCCGGGCGCCGCAGGAGUGGAACCCGGGCUACGCGCUGGGCACGGACGACGAGCGGCGCCCCGGCAGCAGCCCCGACCAGCCUCCCUCCCAGCAGCGGCGGCGGCGGCGGCCCCGAGGAUCGCCCGCAGCGGCGCCGCCCGACGACUCCUCGCUCUCCUCGCUGUCGGACGCCGAGACCUUGUCGGAGACCGAGCCGCGCUUCCCCGCCGCGCCGGGCAGCCCCGAGGCCGGGCGCGCGGAGGAGCGGAAGAGGCCCCGCCGGGGAAGCCAGCUGCGGCCGCCCCCGGAAGAGGCGGCGGCGAUCCCCUUUCACCCGGGGAACGGGCUGCCACUGGCUCCGAAGCUUCGCAGGAAGCGGCAGCGGCCGGCGCGGCGCCGGGCACGAGGGGGUCUCCUUUGGAACGCAGCCAUGGACGCCUUUGGACGGUCGCAGCCCGGCUUGGAAGCGCAGCGAGCCGAGGGGCCGGCGGGCGAGUGGCCCCGGGCGCCCUCGGGCUGCUGCUCGUCGGAGGAAAGCGAGAUCAACAUCACCAGCGACGAGGAGCCCCGGACGGCGCCCGGCGGCGGCGGGGGAGCCUCGGCGCGGGGGGCCGGGCUGGCCUGCUACGUCUGCGGCUCCCCCCUGACGCCGGGCUCGCAGCAGCGCCUCCACGUGCAGAAGCAGGAGCAAGCCUCGACGGCGCCCUUCUUCCCCUUCCUCUGGCUGCACAGCCCGCCGCCCGGCGCCCUCCCGCUCAGCCCUGCGGGCAGCGCCCUGGUCUGCCCCGCCUGCCACGCCUCGCUCACGCAGCAGUGGCGCAGCUUCGAGGGCGCCGACGUGCCCGUCCUGCAGCGGCUCUACGUGCUGCCCCGGGCGGCCGCCCAGCCUCGGAGGGCCGGGACGGCCAGAGAGGAAGGGCCCCCCGGGGCCCCGCAGCCCCGCUCGCCGGAAGCCUGCUACCUGUGCGGGGAGGACUGCAGCCAGGACGGGCGCCCCGUCUCCGCCAAGGCCCCCAACGGCAGCUCCAAGGUGGCCAUGCACUUCCCCUUCCUCAGCCACCUGCCCUGCCCGCCCCGCGCCAAGGGGCCGGACCAGCGCUGCCAGGUGCGCAGCUGCUCCCGCUGCUACCUGGUGCUGCAGGACUUGUGGGCUACCUACCUGGCCUGCCGCAACGAGGAAUGCAUUGCUUCCGUGCAGAGCUUCCUGGGCAGAUACCACCAGGUCUUCGCCGCCGUUGGGGAGGCCGAGGCCCCGGCCAGGACCCCGAGGUUGACCCAGGCAGGCCUGGCCUCCAGCUGUUACAUCUGCGGUGCCCAGCUCAGCCCUGGCAAGGAGUUCCAAGUCAGCAUCAACCCUCCUGCCGGCCGCUUUGGUGAAAAGGAGCCCUUUUUCCCUUUCUUGGCCGUCUAUCCGCCGGCUCCACGGGCCAGGCCGGCCGAGGCCACGGGGAUCGUGGCCACCUGCCUGCUGUGCUACCACGACCUCCUGGCCCAGUGGCUGCAGCAUGAGCAAAGCAGUGCCCAGCACCCCAGCAGUGCCUGGUCUCGGCAGUACAAGGUGGACACCUUUGCUUGCUUCUUCUGCCGACAAGAGAAGAAACGGCACCUUGGAUUAAGAGGGGUGCCAGUGGCCAGGCUGCCCGUCUUCUUGGGCUCCUUCCGGGGUCCGGGCACCUUGCUGGUGGAUGAUGGCAAGCGGCUGACCAUUGGCGCUUGCCCUGAGUGCGCCAUGCUGGUGCUGGCAGGCAAAUCGGCCGUGGCCAGGGAUCUUUUGGCUCUGCCUGCAACUGUGUCGCUGUCCCUCCAAAAGGCACCCUUUCUGCCUUCAGAGGCCUCUUCUGCAAAUCCGGGGGUGGCAGACGAGACGGCCCAGCGUCCUCCCGGCACCGCAGAGGGCACGGCUGUGGGGAACGGAGCCAGGCUGGACCGCAGGGCCACGUUGAAUGUGGACGAAGCAGCCCCACCAGCUACAAGUAAGUGCUGUGCUGAUUGCUACACCAGUUUGUGGCAGACCAUAAAGCGGGGUUUCAGCACGGGGGGGGGGUUUAUUGAGCGGAUCGCGGUUGUGCCAACAGCGGCUCUGAGCACCAGCGAGGUCUGGGCUAGCACGAACCAGCCGACCCAG
Messenger RNA from Crotalus tigris (Tiger rattlesnake), 2732 nucleotides. RefSeq lists its product as uncharacterized. The record is from RefSeq and is a predicted model, not a curated record. The transcript has 3 exons. The annotation marks the transcript as partial. Lineage: Eukaryota; Metazoa; Chordata; Lepidosauria; Squamata; Viperidae.